AAAACCCCAAAGACUGUAAAAUCGUGUUUUAAAAAAUAAAUUGCAAAGGCCCAUUUUCAUCCUUCAGUACUGUCUCGUUACCAGAGGGCCACGCCCCCAGAAUGACUCCUGGGGGAAUGACUAACAGCCAGAAAGAUGCUUACACGAGUUUACUAAAUAACAUAUGCUGAGAAGCUGGAGCAAGGCUCACGGAUUUGGGCUGGUCAAAUGCAUGGACUGUCACCUUGCUUCAGCCCCUGACCAUCAGGUAACUUCCAACAAUGUUGGUGGUUCUUUUUUUUUUUCUUCUCAGAUUAUCUGAAGAUGCUCUUUGCUUGUUACCUUUGGGAGUAAUCAUAACCAAAAAGAGAGGUGUUGGCUGUGAGGUCUGGGGUAUAGGUGGCCUCUCUUUCCAAUCUUCACUAAGCAACAUUCUUGGCAAUAUCCACGAGCAUCGUAGUGAAUGGACAUAGGUGCUCUGAGUCUUGGAGACACCACAGCUAAACCCUUCAGCACAUGCUUCCCCUUGGGACCUCUCCCCCUCCUUGUAGGAUGGACAAGGAGUUGCCAGAUGGGCUGCUCUUCAAAGACCACGACUUCUCCUCUGACUUAUUGAGGCAGCUCAAUGGCUUGAGGCAAAACAGGAUGCUGACUGAUGUGAGCCUUUGUACCGGGACCUGCGAGGUCCCCUGCCACCGAAGUGUGCUGGCCUCCAGCAGCCCCUACUUCCGGGCCAUGUUCUGCAGCAACUUCCGGGAGAGAAGCGAGGCCAAAGUCCAGCUGAAAGGCAUCGACUCUGCGACUCUGGAGCAGAUCAUCUCGUAUGUGUACACUGGGGAGGUGCACAUCACGGCUGAGGAUGCCCUGCCUUUGAUGGAGGCAGCCUCCAUGCUGCAGUACCCCAAGCUGCUGGAGGCCUGCUCCUCCUACCUCCAGAGCCAGCUGACCCCCAACAACUGCCUGGGCAUGAUGCGACUGUCUGAAAUCUUAAGUUGUGAGACCCUCAAGAAGAAAGCCAGGGAGGUGGCCCUGACGUGCUUCACAGAGGUGGCUGCCUCGGCUGACCUGAAGGAGCUCUGUGCCUUGGAAUUGAGAGACUACCUGGGGGAUGAUGGGCUCUGUGGGGAGGAGGAGAAGGUGUUCGAGGCCCUCAUGGUUUGGAUCAAGCAUGACCUCCAGGCCCGGAAGCGACACUUGCAGGAGCUGUUCAAGCAGGUCAGGCUUCAGUACAUCCACCCGGCCUUCUUCCACCACUUCAUCGCCAAUGAUGCCCUCCUGCAGUCUUCGCCCUCGUGCCAGACCAUCCUGGAGACGGCCAAGAGGCAGAUGUUUGCCACGUACAGCACCACCAGCGCCCCAGACCUCCAUCCUCCAUGGCAUGUCCCCCCAAGAACCUCUUACCAAGAUUUCCUCAUUCUCUUGGGUGGGAGGAAGGACAACCAGCAGACCACCAGGGAUGUUCUGCUGUACAACAGACAGACCAACCAGUGGCAGAACCUUGCCAAACUCCCGAACCGGCUCUACAAGGCCUCAGCCAUCACCUUGCACCGGAGCAUCUAUGUGCUGGGAGGCAUGGCUGUCGGGGCAGGGAAGAACGUGCCCAGCCACAACGUCUACAUCUACUCCCUGAAGCUUAACCAGUGGAGGCUGGGACAGCCCAUGCUGGUGGCCCGCUACUCCCACAGAAGCACUGCCCAUAAGAACUUCAUCUUCUCCAUUGGGGGCAUUGGAGAAGGGCAGGAGGUCAUGGGCUCCAUGGAGAGAUACAACAGCAUCUUCAACAUCUGGGAGAGUAUGGCCAGCAUGCCAGUGGGGGUUCUCCACCCUGCGGUUGCUGUGAAAGACCAAAGACUCUACCUCUUUGGGGGAGAGGACAUCAUGCAGAAUCCCGUACGCCUUAUCCAGGUUUAUCACAUUUCCAGAAACACAUGGUUCAAAAUGGAGACGAGAAUGAUCAAGAAUGUGUGCGCCCCUGCAGUGGUGCUUGGGGAGCGGAUUGUUAUCGUAGGAGGUUACACAAGGAGGAUUCUUGCUUAUGACCCUCAGUCCAACAAAUUUGUCAAGUGUGCGGACAUGAAAGACCGGAGGAUGCACCACGGGGCCACGGUGAUGGGGAACAAGCUCUAUGUGACGGGCGGGCGGCGGCUGACCACGGACUGCAGCAUCGAGGACUUGGCCUCCUUUGACUGCUACGACCCCGAGACAGACACCUGGACAUCCCAGGGACAGCUGCCUCACAAACUCUUUGACCACGCCUUCCUCACUCUCCAGUGCAUACCCCACACCCCCACCUUCCCAUGAAGUUGUCGAGAAACCAUGGGUCUUAGUCAAGAUGCUUUCUGUUGUAAGAGAUAGAAACCCAACUCAAAAAGAGCAUAACCCCAAAAGGAUGCAGGGAGUGCCCACAGGACCAAAAGUUCCAGAGCCUGGAGGCCUGGAACCAGGCAUAUUGUUGACAGACCGCCCUGUAUCUCUCUGGCUCUCCACACUUCCACCCUGUCUCCCUCUGUCUCUCCCCUCCUCCCCCCACUUACCCUCCUUCUCUACCUCAUCUCUGUUAGACUUCAUGCUACAAACAAGCUUCUUUAUCCACAAAGUAUGAAGACAAUGGCAACUGAUAAACUCAGACUCAACGUUUUCUGAAGUUGCAUCUUCAAGACAGAACUUCACCAUUAUCUAUAUAUUAACCCUGAAAAUAAUCCUAAUUGGCCAUUUCUUAAUUCCAUGCCUUCCUCUUGAGCCAAUCACUAUUUCCGGGGCUUGAGCUACUACAACUGUGUAAUCCCGGAGCACGUCCCUACAGGAAGAGGUCAGGUUGACUAUUAUCAUUGACAGCUCAUCCAAACUGCACAUCAUGAGAUAGAAGCAGUUUCCCAAAGAAAAGAACUGCUGGACUGACCAAAACCACAUCUGCCCAGGGCAUCAUGGAAAUCCAGAACAAAAGGCGUCCCUGGAAGCACAGGGUCCAGGUGUCAGUGUGAGAAAUUGGCCAUGACCGUUUUCUUUGCCUUCUAUGGAUGUAGUGAAUUGGAAUUCCAGGAUAAUGUGUGCAAUGCAGUAUCUAGUGUUUGCAAAAUUAUCUAUGCAGCCAGAAUAAAGUUUGUUUCUUGUGCCAAA
Molecule: messenger RNA, 3096 nt
Organism: Leptonychotes weddellii (Weddell seal)
Lineage: Eukaryota; Metazoa; Chordata; Mammalia; Carnivora; Phocidae
Gene: KLHL38
Product: kelch like family member 38
Molecular function (GO): protein binding
Source: RefSeq, a predicted model, not a curated record